UUCCGAUCUGGCACUGUUUAGAAACAUUUAAUUCCAAAGCACUUGGCAUCCCUCGCGAAUGUAUUAAAUUUGAACGGGCGGGCAUCUCAGUUGAGCAAUUUUCUUUGCAAAAUAUACUGCGAUCUUGUAAUAUUUGCACCGGAUUUGUGUUAUUAUGAUUGGUAGUUGCUUUAAUCAAUAUGUCCUCCCAAAUGCAACAAAUUGCAACAUUGUGUGCUGAGCUCCGUUCUGAUAAGCCUCCAACACGAAACAAGGCGGCCGAGCGUUUGGAGACUAUACUGGUGAGUUCCAAGGACGAGCUGAUUCAGCGGGCUCGUGGUAAACAUACAGAAGAUAUAACUUGGAAUGAGGUAUUCUCUAGUGUUGUUGAUGCGGUGCUUAAGCAUGCAGCCAAAGUCGUGGAGUUGAAGGAUCAAAAGAGUAUACAAGCCCUGCUAAAUAAAAAUCACGUUUACCGUUCAGUUAUAAAUAAAUUAAUCGAUUACAAUUUGGAAAAUUCAAAUAACAUCUUGACGAAGUCUGCAAUUUACCAUGCAUUUUGUAAUGGCUUUGGCACAACAAGCGCUGUGAAAAUUUUUGGUAGCUUGUUUAUUCAGAUUCUUGAACGAGGAAUUUAUAAAUGCCCUUUAUACGUUCGUGAAUUAAAAGUGGAUGAAUAUAGUAAUAUACUUUCGAACUUGUUUGAGUUAACUAUUCCGGGUGAUGAGAUUUUGCAGUUUGAGAUUUUGAGCUGCAUUGUUAAAACUAUUGAACUGGCUGUUCAGUAUGUUCAUAUUCAAGACGAAAUUAUAGACUAUUUGCCGGAAAUUUUGCCCUUUGCAAGAAGAGCAAAUGAUGACCGGAAGAAAACGGAUGUUAUAAAACUGUACUAUUUUUUCAUAUCCCAGCUAUCCAUUGAUUACCAUCAUACAGUGUGUGAAUCGUUGCAAGAUAUUGUACCAGUUUUGUGUGAUGUUUAUAAUCUAAAACUGAAAGCAGAAGUAAAAGAAAUAUAUUAUCUUUCAAUGUACUCCUCUAUACAUGCCAUAUAUCCGCAUAUUAAUACUGGCAAUUUUAAAACAAUGCAAAUUUCAUUAAAAGAAAGUUGGCCAAAAACUUUAAACAAACUGAAGUCAAUAAUAGAUUUGGAAAUCCGAGAACGCAAAAUGGGAUUACAACGUCCAAAUCAACCUGGCCUGGAAAAUUGUAUGGAUCACUUCGUUGAAAUGGCUAGUGUUGUUGUAUAUGUGUUAUUUUGGCACAUUGAUGAUAAAACCGAUAUACCAACGAACGAACCGGUAAGCAAAAUCGCAAAAGUUUCCGAUAGAUUGGAUACAGUAUUACGGCUUGUUCAGCAUGAUAAAACAUUUAAUGAAAUUUGUUCAGCGAUGGGCAGAUUUUUGGCUCUUAAAGCAGUCAAAGAGCCAGCAAGUGCUACGCAAGAGGUAAAGCAGUUUUCAGGGUGAAGAGGGAGUUAAAAAUACAUUACAAUCAUCAUACAUCCCCACUUUCAUGAUCUUCAUCGCACAGAAGCUGCGGAAA
Molecule: messenger RNA, 1521 nt
Organism: Rhagoletis zephyria (snowberry fruit fly)
Lineage: Eukaryota; Metazoa; Arthropoda; Insecta; Diptera; Tephritidae
Product: serine/threonine-protein kinase ATM-like
Molecular function (GO): protein serine/threonine kinase activity
Source: RefSeq, a predicted model, not a curated record